AUGCAUUUGAUGAAUCCGAACCAAUCUGUUAUAAAGAAGCGACACAUGACAUUUACCUUGUAUUCAUAUUGUGUUGAUAAUGCUUGUUCCGAUCCUUCUUUAGCACAUAACUUUGAUAAAAUCAUUGCUUUAAUACCAGGCCUCGACGAACAACAAAUUGGUCCUGGUAUUCAUUUAGCAGCCUGGAGCUUAAUGUUUUUAGCAAUGGCUGCAAUAUCAAUAUUAUACAAUAAUUACAAAAAAAUUGAUAGUGUUA
This is a messenger RNA of Entrophospora sp. SA101, 256 nucleotides long. Lineage: Eukaryota; Fungi; Glomeromycota; Glomeromycetes; Entrophosporales; Entrophosporaceae. The record is from the annotation of a GenBank genome assembly.